This is a messenger RNA of Drosophila innubila, 450 nucleotides long. RefSeq lists its product as uncharacterized. NCBI's taxonomy places the organism in Eukaryota, Metazoa, Arthropoda, Insecta, Diptera, Drosophilidae. The record is from RefSeq and is a predicted model, not a curated record. The transcript is spliced from 2 exons. Bases 94 to 351 code for a protein of 85 amino acids.
ACAGUUCACAGCUGAGCGAAAAAACAAAUAAUAUUAUAUUUUGUAAAAUAAUUUCUAAAAGUUUUUCCAACUCAUAUAUUUCAUAUUCAACUAAUGAUGGACAAGUUUAAGGAUAUUGGACCACAGCGCAUGAAUCCAAUGAGCUCAAGCUCGGUGCGUUCACCGACUCCACGUGACCGUCGGGCAGUCGUCGAGAUGUACGAAGGCACACAGAUGAUGCCGGAUGAGGCCAUGUUGCCAAUGCCGCCGCACAACAUUGUCCAGAGUCCCAACGAAUUGUUGCAAGGCACUCGCCAGCAAAUGAUGAGCCGCUUCCAGAAUUUCUUGCGUCUUUUGAAGCGUCGAGUUUAAGCAAUUAUUUUCAAUUUUUGUGUUUUGCAUUGCCAAUCGGUUCGAGUUAUUUAAAUCUUUCACAUAAUAAAGGUACAUACAUGCAAUAUUCUUCAAAUU